GUGUAUAUUUCAGUGUAAAAAACACUUUCACUCUGCCGCGCGACUUCUCCGCCCAUCGCACUCAGCUCGUCUCUCAGGAGCGCGUGCGUUUCAUUCUACCUGAACGCGCUGAACGCACACAGCACAGCAUGGCUAAAUCCCAGUCCAGACGCUGCUGUCUGUGCAUACUCGCUUUUGUGUUUAUUGCUGUUGUUAUAUGCAUCUGCAUCCUUCUGGCCACCAAACAAAGAUGCAACGAGUUUACCCAUGCUGCCGUUUCUGCGGACUCUCAGAUGUGCUCUGAUAUCGGCAGGGAUAUGCUGCUUCAAGGAGGCUCAGCAGUCGAUGCGGCCAUUGCUGCUCUUCUCUGUACUGGAUUGGUUAACCCGCAGAGCAUGGGUUUGGGAGGGGGGGCCAUCUUUACCAUUAUGGACAAAACUGGCAAGGUGAAAGUCAUCAGCUCACGAGAGACGGUCCCAAAACGUUUCAAAGAGGAUUUACUUAAGGACUGUCCGAAGUCUCUGACCUUUAUCACUGGAAGUCAAUGGAUAGGUGUACCAGGAGAACUGCGUGGUUAUGAGCAUGUGCACAAGCUGUAUGGACAGUUGCCCUGGGACAAACUCUUUGAGCCCGCCAUCAAGCUGGCACGAGAGGGCUUUCGUAUGCCAGAAUACCUCGGCAAAUUUCUGCAAAAUAAAAUGGUGAAACCACUGAUUCCAAAAAGUGGACUCUGUGAUUUGUUCUGUCACAAGAACAAGACUGUUUUUGGCCCAGGAGAUGUCUUGAGGUUCCCUAAGCUGGCGGAAAGCAUGGAAAUUAUCGCCAAAGAUGGAGCUGAUGCCUUCUACACGGGACAAAUUGCCAAAGACUUAAUCGACGAUGUAAAAGCUGCAGGCGGAACAUUAUCACUAGAAGAUCUGAAAGCUUUCGAGGUCAGAUUCACCGAUGCGUGGUCUGUCCAGCUGGGGGAAUACAAGAUGCACUUCCCUCCUCCACCAGCAGGAGGAGCAAUACUCAGCUUUAUCCUUCAGCUGAUGAUCGGGUUUGGCCUCUCUCCAGCCUCCAUCGAGGGAGACCAGAAAUUCGUGACUCUUCAUCGCUACCUCGAGGCGACAAAAUUUGCAAACGGACAAAAGCGCAACUUUGGAGACCCAAAAUUCACCUCUAGAGAUAUGACAUACAUAACAAACAAGAGGUUCAUAGACAGUAUCAGGGCAUUGAUCGAUGGCACCACGCACAACGCUUCCUACUACAACAUCACCCCGUCUGUAGCCCGCUUUGGCACGACUCAUGUUUCAGUGAUAGCAGCAGAUGGCACUGCUGUGUCAGUCACCAGCACCAUCAACCACAUGUUUGGAUCAUCUAUUUAUUCCCCUAAAACGGGUAUCAUCCUCAACAAUGAACUAGCUGACUUCUGUGACAAAACUGAUUCUAUCACGCCAGGUGAACAGCCUCCUUCCCAUAUGGCUCCAGCCAUCCUACAGUCUUCAUCUCAACAGAAGACACUUGUUAUUGGUGGAUCUGGAGGAAGUUUGAUCACUACAGCCAUGGCCCUGUCCAUUAUGAACCACCUGUGGUUUGGUAUGAGUCUAAACGAAUCUAUUGCUGCCAAAAUAGUAUCUGUGAAUUCUCUAAACACCAUCAGCUUUGAGCCUGGAUACGACAAGUCCGCUGUAGAUGCAAUGAAGGCUUUAGGACACAAUGUGGAGUUCAGUCCGUAUUUCUUCAAUGUGGUCAACGGCAUCUCGAAAGAUGGACAAUGCAUCAGCGCUGUGUCUGACGCCAGGAAGAACGGCAGGGCAGCGGGAUAUUGACCUGUCAGCUGCUGAUCUGGUGUCAGUUGAGCCUGUGAUCCCUUUAAGUGACACCUGUAGACAAACACAUGAUUGUGAUUGUGCCAGGGUUGUGUGUCCUUUUGAGGAUGUUUUAUAACACUGCAGUAAGAUUUGAGAGUGCGAUGUUUUUUAUAUGUUGGGUCUAGUUGUCAUAUGGGAAAGGCUUAGUAUCUAGCCUAUAAGGUUUAAAAAUCAAAAGUUCAAUUUAUUAUUUGUGUAUUUUUCACUUUUUUUGUGUGUUUUUCUAUGGUUUUGCUGUUUCAACUUGGCUUUAAAGACUGUAAUAGGCUAUUUUUUUGCUCCAGUAGUUUAUAAUUCCAGAUUAAUGCCCUAUGCCAUAUUGGAGCAUGCUAUCAGAAAAUGGCAACAUUUUCAAUAUGAACUACAUCUUUUCUGUGCAAUAACAAUAGAAAUGGUCAGUAGGUGCCUAUUGAUAUAUAUGUCCUCCUACUUUAGUGGUGGAGCAUUGCGUAAGCGAUGCAAAGGUCAUUAAGCAGCGCAAAAGGUCAUGGUUCGAGUCCAGGGAACACGCAUACUGAUAAAAAUGUAUACUUUGUAAUGUACUGUAAGUCUCUUUGGAUAAAAGCCUAAUGCGUAAAUGCCAAAUGCAUAAAUAUAUAAAAAAGUCGACUUGAGAAAAUAUGUUCUGGAGUAAAUGUGACAACUAGCCCCGGUCCAUAUACUUUGUUUUUAAUCUUUUUUCAAAGAAUUAUGCAACACUGUAUAUCCUUUGACAGCUAAUUUCAUUGAAUUAACGCUAAAUCUCCCUACAAAAUCGUUACUUUAUACCUCUUGUUACUGUACAUGUAGGGAGAUACUGUUUUAUUCAUGUCACAAUGUGAAUGUUACAAAGUGAAUGUAACAGUACAAAUACUAAAUCAUUGUAGCAUUUAUUUUUUUACUUCUUGUGUUCAUAUGCAUUUUUGUAUUUUCAUACCGAUGUGUUUUAUUUUUAUAAAUACAAUUGAAUCUUUUUUAUAGGCUGUGUGAAUCUUUGAUGAUAUUUUCUACUGUAAUUAAAUACAUACAUGUAGAUAUCUGUCACUAUAUGUUUAUAGCACAUUACACUAUCUCCAUUAAAUCGCACUUAUAAGUGUAUUUUCUUUUCUUAUAUCACAUUUUAAUAAAACAUUUUUAAUGUCUUGGAAACAUC
Molecule: messenger RNA, 2967 nt
Organism: Misgurnus anguillicaudatus (oriental weatherfish)
Lineage: Eukaryota; Metazoa; Chordata; Actinopteri; Cypriniformes; Cobitidae
Gene: ggt5b
Product: gamma-glutamyltransferase 5b
Biological process (GO): leukotriene D4 biosynthetic process; inflammatory response; glutathione catabolic process
Cellular component (GO): plasma membrane
Molecular function (GO): glutathione gamma-glutamate hydrolase; leukotriene-C(4) hydrolase activity
Source: RefSeq, a predicted model, not a curated record